ACUAUUUUAAUGAAGCCCACUCAGUUUUCUUUAAGUCGUACUUUGUUAAUGGUGGCUAUACUGCAUUUUUUAUUGCGAUACGUUAUUGGAUAAUCAUAAUUUCUUUCCCUACCGGUGGCGCACUACUGCAGAAUCAGACCGACGCGUGGAGGAAGAGGAGAGUUUAAAUUCGGUUUUAGCCAGCCCUACGUCAGCCCUCCAGCAUGAAACUCUCUUUUAUCUUUGAGCUGCUCCUAGUUUUUGUUUUAAUAGCUUUCGCCGCAUCGGCCGCAGUUAUAGAUAAAAGUCAUCUGGAAAAGUCCAGGAGAAGAAUAAUAGCGAAGAAAAAUGGAAAAGUUCCUACGAAACGACAAGAAUCGACCACUAACAGAUUUUGUACUUGUUCGACUCGAAUGUGUAACUGCUGUCGAGAAUUUAAUAUACCUGUUGUCGCCUUAAGAGGUCCAGGAUGUGCAGCUUUACAAUAUCUUACUGGGGAUCGAUUAGCUAUUUCGAUGAGCUUUGGCGAACGAGUCCUGACAAAUACAACUAUUUCUAGUAGAAGACCUGAUCCAAUUUGCAUGCCUCUACCAGGAGGAGUCUCAAAGUUCUGUGGAAGGGUCUACAAUAUUGGUAGAAAAGGAGAUAACUUCAAUGCGUGCCUUGGGUUGGAACUAAGAUCAUUGAACGACGUUGAAGCUGCCAUGCGAGUAUCUUGUUUCCGUUUUGGGCCUGAAGGCUUGAAACUGGAACCUCCACAGCCCUUACCUGUCAUAGAAGAUGAAGAUGAUGACGAUGAUGAUGAUGAUGACGAUGAUGACGACGACGACGAUUUCGAUUUUGAUGACGACGAUGAUGAUGAUGAAGAUGAUGACUCGGAAAACGACGUAGAUUCACCCAGCUACUCCUCUUUCAGUGUUCUUGAUGACGAUUUUAUUGGAGGAUACUUUGGCGGUAGCUCGUCCUCGGCAUCAUCUUCAGGCACCAAAAAAAGAAAAACUACAACAACACCUAAGCCACCAAUCAGACGAAGGAAGCCAGUUUCUACAAAACCUUUAAGAAAGAAGGCUACAUCCAAACCAACUAUUAAAGUUACAACAAAAUCUCCUUUAACUAAAGUACAAUCUACUGUAGCUCCAAUUAUCCCUGAAAUGAACAUUACUACAACAAAUGUGACUGAAUCACUAAUUGACUCUAUGAAUACUACUAAAUCUUCACCAAACAAUACAGAAGAUAAUAAUAUCGAAUUAAACUCAAUUCAACAGACUGAUAUGCCUCUAGACACUACAACAAUUACAACAAUUGCAACUGAACCAACGGAAGUUAGUAGUACAGAGUCCUUGAUCAUUAAGGACAGUCAAGAAGAUGACCCUUUAGCUGAGGCAGUGGAAGAUGCUAUUAAUGACGAGGAAAGUGGUGAAAAUACAAAGAAUAGUGAGGAAGAUAGUGACGAGGAAAGUGAUGAGUCAAGUGAAGAAGAGAGUACAGAAAAAGUAGCAACUGAAUCCACUACAGUAAAAGCUACAGCAGAAAAAGAAGGAAAAGAUAUAUUUGACGAUAUUGCUGAUGGGGUUGCUGAGACAUUUGAUGAUGCCGAUGAUGAUGACGAGAGCAGCGAAAAAGACGAUGAGGAAGAUGAUGAUGAUGACGAAUUAUUUAGAAGUUUUAAACAUUCUCAAAAGAAAAGAAGCUAGGCGUCUAUAUUUAUUGUUUAUAAAGAUAAAAGUAUUUUAAUGAUAUAAACAAAAAGUUAAUUUCUUUGUAGUGCCAAAUUUUAUGUAUCCCUGAAAUUGUAUCGUUUGAUGUAAUUUAACAAAAACAUAACCCGUAAAAUAUGAAAAGCCAUCUUAAACUUUUUGGUUAAUAUCAUUAAAAUUAUAUUUAUAUUUUUUAUAUCCUUAUUCCUCAAAUGCUCUUUCUACCUGACGUUAUUUAUUAAUUAAUUAAUUUAUUUAUUUAUUUUUUUACUUUAGAAAAUCUACCAGUUGUAAAU
This is a messenger RNA of Sitophilus oryzae (rice weevil), 1972 nucleotides long. RefSeq names its product coiled-coil domain-containing protein 1-like. Lineage: Eukaryota; Metazoa; Arthropoda; Insecta; Coleoptera; Curculionidae. The record is from RefSeq and is a predicted model, not a curated record. The transcript has 5 exons. The coding region runs from base 204 to 1673 and encodes 489 amino acids.